AUGGCCGCUGUAUCGGGGCUCGAGGAGAGAUGGUCCACCGAGCUCUGCGGAGGGCGUUUGUAUCACUUCUCCUGGCUGGGGGAUCGUCUGGUUCGGGUGUGGACACCCCCGGGCUGGAGUAAAGGGAAAGUGCCGAAAGCUUUGUGGCUCAACGACGGCCAAAACUUGUUCCGAGAUGAAGAGGCCUUUGGUGGUGCUUCCUGGGGUGCGGCUGGUACAGUUGCACACCUCAUUAGCUGUGGGGCCAUCCCCGAAAUUCUUGUUCUGGGCAUGGACCAUUCCGGCAGGAUGCGGACAUUCGACUAUCUGUCAGUGCCGCCGACUGGCUGGGAUGCGCCCUGGGGCAAGGGAAUGCGCGGUGACAUGUGGGACGCACCUGGCGGAGGAGUUGACGCCUACAUGGAGAUGCUCUUCAGUGAAGUAAUCCCAUGGGCCCAAAGCCAUUUUGGCUUGUCGGAGGCACCCGAAGAUCGAGUCUUCGGCGGGUCUUCCUUUGGAGGGAUCUGCGCACUCUACAUGGCGAGAAGUUACCCUCGUGCCUGGGCCGGCUUUCUGGUAGAAUCGCCUUCUUUCUGGGCGGGUAACGGCCGCUUUAUGGAAGACGUAAAGACAUGGCAAUCGAGCAAGAUGUACCCGGAUCGUAUGUAUUUGGCCAUGGGUGAGUUCGAGUACACGGGAUUUCGUGGAACGGACCGGCCAGGCAGCUUGGAAUGUGAUCGAGUCUUGCGAGAGGCCUGUGAGGAAUGUGCAGGACAUCUUCGCCCUCACAUUGGCUCAGGUCUGCUUUCUUUCCUGGAGCCCGGGGGUCGACAUAACGAGCGCGACUGGGGGCGGCGCUUUCCCUGUGCCUUGCGAUGGCUCUUUGGACUACCGAGCUCAUCUCCCCAGCAAAUCUGGACAAGGCCCUCCCCUCUGAGACCUGGGCCCUUUGAGCUCUUCGUGCGGAGAGGGGCCGUGAAGCUUCCGGAGGGCAAGCGUCUCCAGGUACAUCUUGGUUUCAAUGACUGGUCUUGUGGCGUGCAGACAUGCGACCUGCUCCCGUCUGGUCUCGCUCUUGCGGACGGAGACGAGCCAGUUCUGGCUGCUCUCGGAUCCGUGCCAGACGGUGCGUCGGGCAUGAAGCUUGUCUUUACGAACGGCGACGCCUGGGACAACAACUCUGGCAAGGACUACUGCUUGGACGAGUCUGGCAAGGCAGAGACAAUGGACGACAUUGAGAACAAGAGGAACGAAACCAUGGAGGAGAUCCGGCAGAAAGCCCGUGAGAUCGGCGACGAAGGGGCGGAUGCCAAGAUCGAGGAAGUGUGGAAGUCGCCCACGCUGCAGCAGUACAUGUCGAAAGGCUCCAAGAGCGGCAGCCUGAUCCAGGAGUAUGCGAAGCUCCACUUCGAGGUUGAGGAGUUUAAGAGCAAGAUCCAAGCGGCGCAGAGCGGAAGUGCGAAGAAUGAGCAGGUCGCUGCGGAGCACCGCAAGUUGCGCGAGGUGGCCAAGGAGCAAGCUUCUGCUCUAGAAGCAGCUUUACAAGCGUUGCAGCAAGACCAGGAGGCCAUGCGAAGAAGCUUGGACGAUGUCGCCAAGGACGAAGCACAAGUCAACUUGCAGAGGCAGAGCUUGGAAAGAACCGUGAACUGGGCAAAGA
Molecule: messenger RNA, 1639 nt
Organism: Symbiodinium sp. CCMP2456
Lineage: Eukaryota; Dinophyceae; Suessiales; Symbiodiniaceae
Source: the annotation of a GenBank genome assembly